Closterium sp. NIES-65 is the source of this 4902-nucleotide messenger RNA. The record is from the annotation of a GenBank genome assembly. NCBI's taxonomy places the organism in Eukaryota, Viridiplantae, Streptophyta, Zygnematophyceae, Desmidiales, Closteriaceae.
AUGGGAAAGCUAAGCCCCGUGGGGCCGAAGCUGGGACACUGCUACGGUCCGCAGAAGGAGGCCGCGCGACCGCAGCUGCUCUCCCCAGGCGCUUAUCAGGCCUCGUCGCCGCUCCCCUCGUUGCUCCGCUGCCACGUCAGUCACGCUUCUUCCGCCCUUCCCAUCCCGCCGCGGACCACGACAGCAACGGGGGCGGCCAAUGAGGGCGAUCCACGUGGCAGCGGGCGCAAGAAACUGCGCCCCUGUCUCUCCGCCCCGCCCCUGUACAUAUCCUCCUUCUUCUACAAGAACGUCGUUGCGCCUCUGCGCUCCGCCCGCUCCCCCUCCGCCCACUCUCCCCCCGCCCGCCCUCCCGGUUCCCCGCACUCCCCCGGACCACCGACUUUCCGCCGCGCCUCCUCCGCCUGCUCCGCUUUUUCCGCCAACCGCAAGGCGGGAAAUUCUUCGCUGCCGAGCUCGCGCCUGCCCCCCCUACUCCCUGCCUCCCCGCGACAUCCUUCCCCCUCUUCCCCGCCCUCAUCCCCCUUCCUUUCCCGCUCCCCCUCCUUCCUCCCCAGAUCCUCGUCUCUCUCCUCCGCUUCUUCCUGCCCCUCCCCCCACUCCCUCUCCUCCCCUUCCUCUCUCCCCCCGUCCCCCGCGCUCACAUCUCCGCUCUCUACCCGUCCGCGGACGUUGUCCGGCAAGACGGCCGGCGGAACAACCGGCGCCGGCAAAGUGGAAGCUCGCGCCCUUCGCUCAGGACUCCCGGCGGCUAGCCGGCGGUCGCGACGGCAGCCGGCUGACGACGAGGAAGAAUAUUUUUAUUUUCUGCCCGAUAUUGAGGACGAUUGGGAGGAAGAGGAGGCGGUUCAGAGACACCGGCGGGAGGGGCAGCGGUGGCGGGGGGAUAUCGGCGGAGAGGCGCAGGGGAAGCGCGCGGACGCGGAGCGCGGGGAGCUGGGGGGAAGCCCCGGGCAGGUGGCGCAGUGGAGUGUGAAGGCGUUGAGAGCGGUGAAGGACAACAUGGCGCUGUCUCUGCCGCCUGAGUCGCUCAUUCUCGUGGUGUCGUGCCUUGUGGGCGUGCUGACUGGCUCGUCCGUGGUGCUAUUUAACGAUACGGUGCACAUCAUCAGAGACACGCUCUUUCAAAACGUGCCUCACGAGGAGGGCUCCGCGUGGCUGAGGGACCAACCAGUGGGCGACGUGUGGCACCUCUUCCUGGUUCCUCUGGCCGGCGGCAUAGCCGUUGGUAUCCUCAACUCCCUCAGGUCUGGGCUUAAGGAUACUGCCCCCACCCGCACGCAGCAGCAGCAGCAGCGCCAGCAGCAGCAGCAGCAGCAGCAGCGCCAGCAGCAGCAGCAGCAGCAGCGCCAGCAGCAGCAGCAGGAGGGGGAAAGAACGGAGAAGCAGGAUGGGAAGGAUCAGACAAAGUUUCCCAAGCAGCCAGCCUUCUCCCUGCCGUUUCUCACCCCGGAUGACGUUUCCGAGCUUAACCGCAAGUCUCGGGCCGUGGCUCGGCCGGUCCUGAAAGCCCUGGCAGCAGCGGUCACGCUCGGCACGGGGAACAGCCUCGGUCCGGAAGGCCCGAGCGUGGAAAUCGGGUCCAGCAUCGGGAAGGCCACAGGGAGCAUCGUCCGGGGAAGCCGCGAGCGCACGAUCGCACUCGUAGCAGCAGGAUCCGCCGCGGGUAUAGCAUCGGGGUUCAACGCUGCAGUUGCCGGGUGUUUCUUUGCUCUGGAAUCCGUUCUUCGGUCGUCCACGCAAGGCUCCCCUGCUAGCCUCACCACGGCCAUGAUCCUUCUGUCUUCCGUUCUUGCUGCGGUGGUUUCCCAGGCUGGCUUGGGCGCAGACCCAUCCAUCCAUGUGCCCUUAUACGAGCUCCGAUCGCCGGCGGAGCUGCCGCUGUAUCUCCUCCUGGGGUUGUGCUGUGGGGGAGUGUCGAUCUCGCUCACGCGCUCAGCGGCGUUCUUCUCGUCGAUGUUUGACGGGUUGGAGGCGAACACAGCUGUGCCGCCCGUGCUGCUGCCGGCGAUCGGAGGGCUGGGGAUUGGGGUGAUCUCCCUGGUGUAUCCCGAGGUGCUCUAUUGGGGGUUUCAAAACGUGAAUGACCUCAUCACGUCACACCCACUCGUGGCUUCGCCUGCGCCGGGGUUCCUGCUGCAGCUAGUGGUAGUCAAGGUCCUCGCCACGGCCUUCUGUCGCGGGUCGCGCCUCGUGGGUGGCUUCUACGCGCCCUCGCUCUUCAUCGGGGCGGCGCUCGGGGCGGCAUACGGGCGGCUGGCCAGUGACGUGCUGGCGUUCAUUGACCCGGAUCUCACCCUCACGUGGAUCCAAGUGGCUGCUCCCCAGGCCUAUGCUAUGGUGGGAAUGGCAGCUACCCUGGCAGGAGUGUGCCAAGUACCCCUGACAUCCGUCCUCCUGCUCUUCGAGCUCACACGUGACUACCGCAUCAUUCUCCCGCUCAUGGCAGCAGUCGGCAUCUCCUCCUGGCUCGCCUCCACUGCCGCCCGAAAGCCUCGCCGCCCCCAACCGGGCGGCGUCACCGUCUUUGCUCCCUCCAACUCCCCCUCCUCCUCCUCCUCUUCAUUCCCUUCCUCCCCUCCUUACUCCUCUUCCUCCCCUUCCUCAUCCUCCUCCUCCUCCUACCCAUAUCCGACUUCGUAUUAUCCCAGUCCUCUCUCCCUGUCGCUCGUGCCGGUUCUACCCCCGUCGCCCGUGCCCCCCUCGCCACUGCUCUAUUCUGGGGCAGGCUCCUAUGCUCCUGGUCCUCCUGCUGCUGAAGCUGCUCCUGACGCUGCUGCUGCUGCUGCUACUGCUGCUGCCACUCGUCCUCCCUACUUGGCUUCUCAGGCCCCUGCUGCUCCCCUUCCUUCAUACGCGCCGUCUCAGUUCCCUGGCCCUUAUCCUGGGGCGCUCUUUACGGGGGAUGUUUAUUCUGGGUCAGGGUCUUGGCUAGAUCUAGCUGCGGAAGUCGCUGCCGAAGCUGCAGGCGUGGCCGCCGAAGCUGCGGCGACUGCUGCCGAAGCUGCCGUGGAAGCAGCAGCGGAAGCAGCCGAAGCUGAUAACGUUGCUCUUGCCACAACAGAUGGUGAUUCCGCCCUUGCUCCCGCUACUCCUCCUGCUCCUUCUGCUCCUCCUGCCAAUCCGCUCGUGCCAGCUGUCAUACUAGACGUGGCAGGUGGGUCGGGAGGAGGAGUUUCCCCAGGUGGUUUCUCAGGUGGUUCAGCAGCAGCCAUGGCGGAGUCAAACGCGACUGUGAUUGUACUGGAAAGAGCAAGUGGUCUUGUGCCAGACCCUCUACCCUCUCCUUCCCUUCCUCCUCCUGCAACCUCCUCUCCCAUGUCAGUAAACAGUCAAGGGACAGAAGCCAAGGCAGCUCAGGCUGACGCGGCUGCAGCAGAAGUGGCAGCGGCAGCAGCGGUGGCGGCAGCGGCAGCAGUUUCGGUGGUGGUGGAUGCAGUUUCCGCAGUUUCGGGGUCACCAGAAGCAACAGCAGCUGCAGCAGCAGCAGCAGUAGCCGCAGCAGCAGUGAGCGGUGUGACAGGAAUCGCGCCUGCUAAAGGAGCAGGUGAUAGUUCAACAGAAGCAGGAUCCACUGAAGUGGGUGCUAGCUCUAUUCAAAGGCAAGAAGAAGCUGCAGCGGCAGCGGCAGCAGCUGAAUCGCAAUCAGAAUUUACAUCAGAGGGCCCAGAGGGAAGCAACAACGGGCUCUCACAAGAGACCCCAUCUGCUGGUUUCUCCUCUCCUUCUCCCGACCUCCCAACCGCAGACCUCCCUCCUCUUCGAAUCCCUUCCCCCAUCAACCCCCAGUCCGGCUUAAUGGCUCCGUCCCAACCCAGCUCUCCUCCUCCUUCUGCUCCACCCUCCUCCCCAUCGUUUGCACCCUUCCCCCCGCCGCCUCCCCUUGUUGUCGUCUCGCGCGACGACGGCGUGUCUCUGGACGUGCGCGACGGAGUGUUCUUAGAGGAGCAGCUUUUAGAGGAGCUUCCGGUGGCAGUGGCAAUGAACACAUCCUUCGCAGCAGUGGGGGUACGAGCCAUGGUGCGGGAUGCUGUGGCUUCUAUGGUGGCGCACAGGCAGUGGUGCUGCUUGGUGCUGCAGGAUGGGGGGUACCUGCAUGGGCUGCUGACGCUGGUGGAUGUUCAGGAGGAGGCGGAGAGACAGCUUUCGGCUGGGGGUGCUGCUGCUGACGUGGAGGCUCUUCCUGUCAUUGCCAUCUGUCACCAGCAUCCUGAUUCCGAAGCUUUCCUCCGCUUGCCUUCAGAAUCAAAUCUUUCUCCAGAUGCCAACAGCAACCCUUCGUCCUCUAACUCGUCUGGCAUUGCCGCCCGGAGCCGGCCGUCUGAGGCCAUCGAGGUGACUUUCCCGGAUACCACUCUGCGGGCGGCGCGCGACCGAAUGACGGCUCGCGGGCUUAGGCAGCUUCCCGUGGUGCUGCGAGAGGAAAUGGUGGUGACGAGAGAGAGGGUGGGCGGCGAUGUCUCAGGGAGUGGCAGCAGCAGUGGGAGUGAGAGCGAGAGGGGAAGUGGUGGUUACAGUAGCAGCAGUGGUGGGAGUGGAAGUGAGAGUGAGCGUGGGAGCGGGAGUGAGAGUGAGAGGGAAUACCGAAGAGGAAAUAAUGGAUGGGGAAGUGGAGGGGGGAGCAGCGGGAGUGAGAGAGAGGAGGAUGAUAGCACGGAUGGGGAGAGUGGUUCGGAUGGCGAUGACAUCAGCAACAAUGAUGAUGACAUGGCACCUGUAGUGCGUCUUCGGGUGCUGGGGUUGGUGGAUCGAGACGACAUAUCGCUUGCUUGCAGGGCGGAGGCCACUCGCCGCCUUCUCUCAGCCCUCCCUCGGGAUUUCCGUUCCUCUGGUGGUGGAGGCAGUGGGAGUGCAGGCAUGCAGCAGACACAGCUGGACAGCUCUCUCUUCCCAGCUGCAUGA